AUGCGCUUCCUUCUUGCGCCCUCGACACUUCUCUACACCACCCUCCUCAUCGCAUCACGGAAAGCGUUUGCAAAGCCAUACCCUCGCAGCGCCGACACGGAAGAUGUCAUACAGCUCCAAAACAGCACGCUCGCCGCACGCCAGAACUGCGCGAACCCGUGUGGCUAUUCAGGCCACCUGUGCUGCGCCGCCGACCAAUACUGCUACACAGACGCGAACCAGCAAGCGCAGUGCGGCAGCAACGCGGUGACAGCAGCCGGCGGUUACUGGCAAUACUACACCAGCACGUUUGUCCAAACCGGCCUCGUCACUCGGACAGAAGUCUACAGUACCUACAUCGUCGGUGGGGUCGUCGCUGCCGCUCCAACCACGACCGCGCCGGCGCAGGCCCCGGCCUGCAAGUACUACCUCAACGAGACCCCUUGUGGAACCAUCUGCUGCGCCGGGGGACAAUAUUGCUUAAGGGAGGGACAAUGCGCGGCUAGCGGGGCUGGCAGCUCAGGAGGUGGUGUGUUCAUCACGCCCGUCUAUUCGGCCCCGGUUCGACCCACGUCCUCGACGCUGAUCGUUGUCACAGCGACCGUCUCGCCAACUACGACUGUUCCCUUCGAGACGCCUAUUGCGACGGGCGCCAAUGCGACAAUUAGCACGACGAGUGCGCAGGCGUCUACCAGUCUCAGUGGCGGUGCCAUUGCUGGCAUCGUCAUCGGCGUCAUCGCAGGCAUUCUCUUGCUCACUCUCCUGUGCCUCGCCCUCUGCGCCCGUAGUGCACUCGGUGCCUUAGGAGGCCUCUUUGGCGGAGGGAAGAAGAAAGGACGACGAGAAGAGGAGGUAUACAUCGAAGAGCACCAUCACCACGCCGGCGGCGCAUCAGGGGCCGGAGGUCGAAGAUGGUACGGUGACCGCCCAGGCCGCGUUGAGAGGCCGCCCCCGAAGAAGAAGAGUAGCGGAUUCGGCAACUUAGGCGCCAUUGCGGCUGGUUUAGGCGGCCUCGCGGUGGCAUUGGGUUUGAAGAGGAAGUACGAUAGACGACACGAUGAGAAGAGUAGUGCGGGCACUUACAGCGAGUAUACCUACAGCAGCGAUUACACAAGUUCAAGUGAGUAA
This is a messenger RNA of Coniosporium apollinis CBS 100218, 1107 nucleotides long. RefSeq lists its product as uncharacterized. NCBI's taxonomy places the organism in Eukaryota, Fungi, Ascomycota, Dothideomycetes. The record is from RefSeq and is a predicted model, not a curated record. Bases 1 to 1107 code for a protein of 368 amino acids. The transcript has a single exon.